UCUAUCUUCGAUCCUACCUGCCGACACCUCUUCUUCAAUUCUCUCAACUGCGGAAUGCACUUUUAUACAUUCCUUAACUACACUACUGUAUUUCAUGACCCACCACCACCCUCCCAAACAUAGAUGCUUAUCAUAUAUUUAACCCCUUCAUCACUAACCAAUUCCACACCUAAAUAUAUCCCUCCUAAUGGCAGCUUCUUCUAGCAAUGUCUCAUCCCUCUCCAUGUUACUCAUACCCCUGAUCUCAAUUGUCAUCUUCUUAUCAUCUUCACCUGUUUAUGUUCACUCCUUUUCUUCUUCUUUUGAUGCCAAUGAUUUGUCGAUGCCGGGAUCAUGUUCGGGAAAUCCGUCCUCAAAUGAACUUUUAGCAUCACUUACCACAUCAAUUGAACAGAUAAAAACUGUUACUACUCUUGUUGCCGGGUUCAUUAACCAAUUCGACGAUUUCCGUCUAACCAAUGCAGUUAACGAUUGCAUCGACUUGCUCGAUUUCUCUGCUGAUGAGUUAAGCUGGUCUGCUUCUGCAACACAGAAUCCCCAUGGUAAGGAUAACAGUACUGGGAACCGGAAAUCUGACCUACAAUCGUGGCUAAGUGCUGCGUUAGGAAAUCAAGAGACAUGUAGAGACGGUUUUGAAGGUACCAACAGUUUUAUAGCCAACAUAAUUGGAACAAAUCUGAUACAAGUGUCGUCCUUGGUUAGAAAUGUACUCGGUAUGGUCUGUAAUGGAGUUCCCUCGGCCGGCUCAUCUUCGUUGCCGUCAAGAACAACCAAGCCGGCGCCGCUAUCAAAAGCAACCAAGCCGUCGUCGAAAUUGCCACCACCAGGUAAUCACCCUAAUAGGAAGCUAUUGAGGGCUGACGAUGGGGAUAUCAAAUUUCCGCAGUGGAUGAAACGUGCUGACCGAAGGCUUUUACAAGUUUCGCCGAGUGGGAUAACAGCUAAUGCUGUUGUUGCUGUGGAUGGAUCUGGUACGCAUGCAACGAUUAUGGAUGCGGUGUUAGCUGCUCCUGAUAGCAGUGCGAGUAGAUACGUGAUACAUGUGAAGAGUGGUGUCUAUAUAGAGAAUGUCGAAAUCAAGAAGAAAAAAUGGCAUAUCAUGAUAAUUGGAGAUGGAAUGAACUCUACAGUUAUUACUGGUAACCGCAACUUCAUUGAUGGUUGGACGACAUUCCGAUCAGCAACAUUUGCUGUGGCGGGCAGAGGAUUCAUAGCCAGAGAUAUAACUUUUGAGAACACAGCCGGACCUGAGAAGCACCAAGCGGUGGCACUACGGUCAGACUCCGAUCUAUCUGCAUUUUACAGAUGUGGCAUUCUUGGGUACCAAGACACGUUAUACGCACAUUCGCUGCGUCAAUUUUACCGUGAAUGCAAAAUUACUGGUACGGUAGAUUUCAUAUUUGGCAACGGUGCUGCUAUAUUUCAAAACUGUCAAAUUCUUGCAAGAAAAGGUCUUCCUAACCAGAAGAACACUAUCACCGCACACGGCCGUAAAGACCCAAACCAAAAUACAGGUUUCUCAAUCCAAUUCUCUAACAUUUCCGCUGAUUCGGAUCUGUUUGCAUCGGGUAACAUGACUCAGACCUACUUGGGUCGCCCAUGGAAGCAGUAUUCAAGAACUGUUUUCAUGAAAUCUUUUAUGAGUAGUGCUAUCAGACCAGAAGGUUGGUUACCAUGGGAUGGAGAUUUUGCUUUGGAUACAUUGUAUUAUGGUGAGUACAUGAACUAUGGACCAGGAGCCGGUUUAGAGAACCGUGUCAAAUGGCCGGGUUACCAUCCGCUUUAUAACUCGACUCAGGCAAGUUUCUUCACUGUUGGCAAUUUUUUGGAUGGCAAUUUAUGGUUGCCAUCAACUGGUGUUUCAUUCACAGCAGGCUUGGGGGAAUAGUCAAAAGGAUUCGUGUUGCGUGAUUCAUCUGUCGUAUAUAUAAAAAUUUCAUUUUGUUUCUAAUAAACCGAAUUUAUAUCUUAUGUCUGAGCGAUUUAUUGAAUUCCUAUUGAAACUCAUUGAUUUUUCUUUUUGUAUAUAAUGUAAUAUCGGUUUCCCCUGUGAAAUUUAGUCAAGUUUCUCUAUGUUGUAUGAUUUUUUGUGAGAAUGAUCAAUAGCUUGCAUUUUUGUGCGUUCGUUACAACUGACGCAAUGAA
Molecule: messenger RNA, 2145 nt
Organism: Papaver somniferum (opium poppy)
Lineage: Eukaryota; Viridiplantae; Streptophyta; Magnoliopsida; Ranunculales; Papaveraceae
Product: pectinesterase/pectinesterase inhibitor PPE8B-like
Exons: 3
Coding region: 188-1888 (566 amino acids)
Biological process (GO): cell wall modification
Molecular function (GO): pectinesterase inhibitor activity; pectinesterase activity
Source: RefSeq, a predicted model, not a curated record